Messenger RNA from Balearica regulorum gibbericeps (East African grey crowned-crane), 719 nucleotides. The record is from RefSeq and is a predicted model, not a curated record. NCBI's taxonomy places the organism in Eukaryota, Metazoa, Chordata, Aves, Gruiformes, Gruidae.
UGAACGGGCUCCAGGCUCGGACCUUUGGCGUCUGGACCCUGCUGUCAUCAGUGAUCCGCUGCCUCUGCGCCAUCGACAUCCGCAAUAGGACCCUCUAUCACAUCACGCUCUUUACCUUCUUUUUGGCCCUUGUUCACUUCCUCUCCGAGGUCUUCAUUUACCACACUGCAGCCUUGACAAUUGGAGUUAUGGCACCCCUCAUGGUAGCAAGUUUCUCUAUUAUGGGGAUGUUGAUUGGGCUGCAGUACCUGGAGGUAGAAGCACUGUCACAAAACAAGAAGAAAAACUGAAGCUGAGGGCCCUGUGUAGAUCAGCGUUGUCUCCUGUCUUCAUUGCCAAACUUCCACUAAAGCUCAGCUGAACUUCUCCGGGACACCAGUCCCACUGGUGGAUCAAUGUUGGGCUCUGUCAGUCAUUCAUUACCAAGUGUUUUUUCUUGUCCAGGCAACAUUUCAACUGACUGUCAAAGACCAAGUCCCAGAGGAGUUUGUGUCAAAACUUGUGGGCAGGUGGUGACUGCCUCCCCGGAGGACAGCAGGGAACGUCUCAGGUGGGCACAGUGCACUAAGGACUUCUCUCCUAGUGUACCUGUGGGGAGGAGGUGUAGAGCUACCCAGGAUCUACUGAACACUUGAGUGUGAGCUGCCCCUGGCACUGCUGUGUAACUUGCAUGUGUGUGUUCCUCAGGGGCCAUUUCUAAUAAAUGACAGAAAAUUGCA